CUGAGCGCGCAGUGCCAUCUUCAGGCCUGCCCAGGACUCCCCGAAAGCCGGCGCCCAGCACCGCGCGGCCCGGGAGCCCACGGGUGGCCCCGGUGGUCUGUGGGGGCGCAUGGGGCGGCGCUAAUCGGGCUGGCGGCGCAGGCCAGGAGCCUCUCCAACAUGAACCUCGUGGGCAGCUACGCACACCAUCACCACCACCACCACCACCCACACCCCGCGCACCCCAUGCUCCACGAGCCCUUCCUCUUCGGCCCGGCCUCCCGCUGUCACCAGGAGCGGCCCUACUUCCAGAGCUGGCUGCUGAGCCCGGCGGACGCCGCCCCGGACUUCCCGGCAGGCGGGCCGCCACCCGCAGCCGCUGUGGCCGCCGCUGCCUACGGUCCCGAUGCCAGGCCUGGCCAGAGCCCGGGGCGGCUGGAGGGGCUCGGGGGCCGCCUGGGCCGGCGGAAAGGCUCAGGACCCAAGAAGGAGCGCAGACGCACGGAGAGCAUUAACAGCGCGUUCGCCGAGCUGCGCGAGUGCAUCCCCAACGUGCCGGCGGACACCAAGCUCUCCAAGAUCAAGACCCUGCGCCUGGCCACCAGCUACAUCGCCUAUCUGAUGGACGUGCUGGCCAAGGACGCACAGGCUGGCGACCCCGAGGCCUUCAAGGCUGAACUCAAGAAGGCCGACGGGAGCCGGGAGAGCAAGCGGAAAAGGGAGCUGCCGCAGCAGCACGAAGGCUUUCCUCCUGCCCUGGGCCCAAGCGAGAAGAGGAUUAAAGGGCGCACCGGCUGGCCGCAGCAAGUCUGGGCGCUGGAGCUAAACCAGUGAGCCGAGACCCGCGUGAGGACCUGGCCCCGGCUGGCCGACCCGAGCCCGGGACGAGAGGAAGGCGGUGGCUAAGGCCGGGCUCUGGGCUCCCGAGGCUCUUGCCGGAUCGCGCGCAGCCUCUGCCCAGCGCUGGCCGGCCGCCGGCUGCAACCACACACUUGGAUCGCACGUGCAAUGUCCUUUGAAAUGGUUUUAAAAUACAUUAAGAGAAAGAGAAGUUUAUAUAUAUAUAUAUAUGUAUAUCUCUAUUUCCUCUGAGGGCGACUCUUGGGAGGCACGACGCAGGACGGAGGGACCGCGGAACCCAAGCGCCCGAAGAUCCUUCCAACCCUGCUGCGCCGAAUUCAGAAUCCCCAAGCGCCACCCUCGCUCUGCUCUCCGGCUCUUUCUCCCCCCACCCUUUGCGUCAGAACCCCCAGGCGCCUUUUUGGAUGGAAAUGCAAUAAGAGGAAUCAAUAGUUUUCCACCAGGGAGAGAGAACCAAAAGCAGCGAGAGGGAGGGCUGACUUUUGCUGUUCCUUUAAAACUGCAGUGUUUUAAUUUUAUUUGGAUCGCUGCGCUUCCUACCUAGUCCCGCUCUCUCUCUCUUUUCCUCCCUCCCUCUCUGUCUCCCCCCACCCUCUUUCUCCCCUCCUUUCUAAAUAAAAACUGUCCCCAGUGUUGCAAAGUUUUUGUGUAUUUAAACUACCUACCAAGCCUGUUUUGCUCAGGUGUUUGUCUCCCGGGCCCACCCCUUUUCUACCUCAGAUCUGUAAGACCACUCACCGCCCUCCCUUUGCCAAAGCAGCAUCUAUGCUCUUGACUAAUAAAAAGUUUUCUGAA
This is a messenger RNA of Chinchilla lanigera (long-tailed chinchilla), 1635 nucleotides long. It is a transcript of the gene Hand1, whose product is annotated as heart and neural crest derivatives expressed 1. The coding region runs from base 160 to 813 and encodes 217 amino acids. Gene Ontology annotation, molecular function: DNA-binding transcription factor activity, RNA polymerase II-specific; RNA polymerase II transcription regulatory region sequence-specific DNA binding; protein dimerization activity. The transcript has 2 exons. The record is from RefSeq and is a predicted model, not a curated record. Lineage: Eukaryota; Metazoa; Chordata; Mammalia; Rodentia; Chinchillidae. Gene Ontology annotation, biological process: regulation of transcription by RNA polymerase II; heart development.